CAUGAAGAAACUCCUGGACAAUUUGGGUUUAGCAGAUUACUAUGAUAAGAAACUCACUCUACACACAGUGUUGCAGAUCAACAAGAACAGUAUCACAGAUGGGACUGUUCAGUCUCUUUCAGAUCUGCCGUGGCUUUUCUUGAAGAGGCUGAUGAUGCUACAGAGAACAGCGAGGAGUGUUAAGUGUUCUUCAUCAGACGGUACAGAAGAUUCAGAGAGUGAUGAUGAUCAGGAGAGUGAAUCAGACUGUCCUCACUCAGUAAAUCCUUUAGACGUUUUGACUGCAGUGUUUCUUUGUUCUGAUAGCUUUCUUCAGCAGGAAAUGAUCAUGAAAAUGUCCAUGUGUCAGUUUGCUGUUCCUCUGCUGCUUCCAAACAGUGAGAACGAUCAGAUCACUCUUAUGCUUUGGGCAAUGAGAGAUAUUGUGAAAGAAUUCAGACCACACUCAUUAUCAGAUCCAAGUGCAUUUGUGGAAGAAAGGAUUGCUCUGUCAGAAAUGCCUUUAGUGUCUUUUGUAAAACUUGGUAGAUGCAACAUUUCCAAAUCAGAAAUUCUGAAUAAGUUGUUCAGCAAUCCACAGCAGUACACUGAUACUUUUGUGCACUCCAACAUGGAUUGUGGAAACAUCAAUAAGAAAAUAUCAAAUGGGUUGGUUGAGAUGACCUGCUAUCUGCCUUGUGGAAAUAAGAACAUAGAUGUCUUUCCUGAGCCUGUAGCAAUCGCUAACUUGAGAGGUGACAUUCAGAGCUUUGAAACGCAGUACACUUUUCUGUGUGAGGCUUCAACUGCUGUGUUUGUGUUCUUUGAAUCACAAAUUUUAGAUGCACAGUUAAUUUCAGUCCCCAGUCAGAAAUCUACGGCUCAGUUAUUUUUUGUGGGAGACUCCACCAAUGACAGCAUAAAAGCUACAGUCAGCAAACUCAAUCUGAAGAAAAGCAAUUUAAUUUUUAAAGCUAAGCAAAAUGAUGCAGACUUUGUUAACAAAAUCCAUAACAAGCUGCAAGAUGCAAUUAAGUACAAUAAUCAUAAAACCUCAGUUGUUCAUUUAGCUGAGAUUGCAAGAAAUCUGGGAAUCUUGGUGGAUGAGGAUGUUGAAGGAUGUCAGCGUGCCAAAGCAAGUGCAGAUGAAAUCACUUCAAAAAUCAAUGAUAUAGUGGAGUUCAAGAAGAAGGAGCUGCCCCUGCAAGGGGAAAUAUUGAUGAAAUUCGCAGAGUUAGAGAAGGAGGAGUGCGGAUUCAAGAAAGUUGGGGAAAAGAGUAUUGAGGACUACAAAGAUGAACUCCAGAUUGAGAAAUAUACGCUCAGACAAGAGCAAUUCAGAAGAGGCAUGUCUGCUACCAUGAGCUGCUUUAUCAGUGCAGUAUCAACACCAGAAAGGGGCUACUUCUUAAAAUGGUUGAGAAUCAAUUUGAAGAAUCACUCACAUGAAGUACUGCCUCAACUCAGAGAACUGUACAAACAGAAAUGUCAAGAUACUUGUGGGAACAAGUCAGAAAUAGCUGAGCUUGAUAAAAAGAUUUCAAACAGUUCUUUGGGAGUGGAGCACUUCAUUCGAGAGAUGAGCCAGCUUUAUGAAGCUGCAGCAUUGCUCUCAGAAGAUGCACUUUACUGCAAACAUUUGGAACAUUUACCUAGACUCUGUGCUGAACUACUGCUGGAUGGAUUUCCACUUGAACUUAUGGAUGGAGAUUCUUCAAAUAUCCCUGAAAAAUGGAUUACUAGUGUGUUUUCUGAAUUAAACACACUGAUGGAGCCCAAAAACAAGAUUAUGGUUGUCACUGUUUUGGGCGUCCAGAGUUCAGGAAAAUCGACGCUGCUGAACACAAUGUUUGGAGUUCAGUUUGCAGUGAGUAGUGGAAGAUGCACCAGGGGAGCCUUUCUGCAGCUCAUUAAAGUAGAAGAAGAGUGUAAAACAGAACUCAAUUGUGAUUAUAUAGUGAUAAUUGACACUGAAGGACUGAAAUCCCCUGAGCUUGCACAACUGCACAACAGCCAUGAACAUGACAAUGAGCUGGCAACACUGGUUGUUGGACUGAGUGAUGUAACAAUUGUCAACAUCGCCAUGGAGAAUUCAACAGAGAUGAAAGACAUUUUACAGAUCAUUGUUUGUGCCUUCCUGAGGAUGAAGGAGAUAGGUAAGAAACACACAUGUUUGUUUGUACACCAGAAUGUUGCUGAUGUCUCAGCUCACGAUUCAAACAUGAGAGACCGUAAAUUUCUGUUGGAGCAACUGUAUGAAAUGACACAAGCUGCAGCCAAAAUGGAGAACAAUAUAGGAUUUAAGAAAUUUACAGAUGUGAUGAACUAUGACACUGAGAGAGGUGACCACUACAUCCCUGGACUGUGGCAUGGAAACCCCCCAAUGGCACCAGUGAGUAUUGGCUAUAGUGAGUCUGUGUAUGAUCUCAAAAAGCAUAUAAUGGAGAUCUUCAGACGUCACAAGUCCAGUGACAUGAAUGAAUUUCUUAGAUGGACCAAAGACUUGUGGACCGCUGUAAAAUUUGAGAAAUUUAUCUUCAGCUUCAGAAAUAGCCUGGUGGCUGAAGCAUACAUUAAACUGUGCACAGAGUACAACAACUGGGACUGGAAACUGAGAAAGCAGAUGCACACAUGGGCAUUAGAGGCUGAAACAAAGAUCUUAAACCAUGGAAAAUUUAACUCUAUGGAGUUCACAGUUGAAGACUUCUAUUGUAUUUUACAACGAGAAGCAGAAUACAAUCUUUCAAAGGGACAAGAUGAAAUUACUGACAAAAUCCAAUCAUACUAUGAACAAGGAGAAAGUCAUGCUGAACUUGUGAAAAGUUACCGACGAGACUUUAUAAACUCUGCCAAAUCUUUGAAGACAGAGCUUUCACAUAGUAUCACUAGAAAACUGGAUGCAGCUGUUUCACGUCGAAAUGCAAUGGUGAAGGUGGAAGGAAUCAUAAAGACAUACAUGGCCACAAUGGAGAAAAAAGUGCUGGACUUGCUGAAAGACUGUCGUGAGAAAAAGUCAGACAUGUCAGACUCCAUGCUGGAUGAAGCAUUUGAACAGAUGUGGAAGGAGACUGUCAGCACACUGUCAUACACAGGGCUACAGCAACAAGAUAUCAUGACAAGAGUUCUUCUUCAUUUGAGGAGAAAUCUUGAAUCCAGAGGAAGUUCAAUGGCUCAAAGCUUAGACAAAGUGAAGAAUCUACAUAAUGAAGGCCAUGGAAAUUUUGUUUUCUACAAAGGUGACAUUAUAUACAAGACGAUUUAUGCUCAACGGAUCAAGACUGUUCAAGAGAUGUCAGACAACCUUAUAGUGGACUGUUGGAAAUUUGUUAAAGCAAAGAGGGAAAGUAAAGAUGAUUAUGAUGACACAUACAUACAGGAAAUUCUCAUUAUGAUUGAUGAGAGUCUUAAGGCUCACGAAGAUCUUAGGUUAAAUUUUUUGAACUCUCUCUUAAAUUACACAUAUGCGGCUUUGCAAGCAGAGAAUUUCAAAAGUUUCACAAUCAAUUCAUCCAAAAAACAACCCACUCACAGUCUUGGAGAACUUCAAACAAUCAUACCAUUCUGA
This is a messenger RNA of Carassius carassius (crucian carp), 3544 nucleotides long. RefSeq names its product up-regulator of cell proliferation-like. Bases 2 to 3544 code for a protein of 1180 amino acids. Gene Ontology annotation, molecular function: GTP binding. NCBI's taxonomy places the organism in Eukaryota, Metazoa, Chordata, Actinopteri, Cypriniformes, Cyprinidae. The record is from RefSeq and is a predicted model, not a curated record. The transcript has a single exon.